AUGAAUAAACAAAACGAGGCGACCAGGCCGAAAUCCGGCAAGACGCGCUCGAAAACCGGCUGUCGCACGUGUCGCAUUCGCAAGGUCAAGUGCGAUGAAGAGAAGCUCCGCGUUGGAGGCCAGCCAGAGCCACACUGUCGGCGCUGCUCGGCUGCUCGCAUCCGCUGCGAAUGGCAGGGACCAACGCCGGGGAGGAAGCCAGCGAAAUUAAGCCCACGGCGUACAGCAGGUGGUCCAAGCAAGCAGACACUGGUCCCGGUUUCAAGGGAUCGGACGUCAUCGUCGGCAGCGUUAAUACCCCUGCAGCCGAUCUCACUAGGCAGCUCGGGAAGUGUCCUACAGGCUGCCAACUCCCUUACUUUAUCGCCCUUUGAUCGUCUUUGCUUGGACUAUCUCCAGGAUUCGGCGCUUGUCAUCGCGCUUGGAAAGCACUGGCCAUGGUCUACGAUAUCCUAUGCGUAUCAAAAAAUUGCGGUCAAACAGCCCAUGCUCAUGAGUGCCAUCCUGGCCAGCACAGCGAGCGAAAUCCACCAGUCUCGGCUGCACGGCCAAGAGCGUCUCAGUAUCUCUGCAGGCGUGGAUUCAUCCGAUAUUGACGGUAGAGUACACUACGGUCGCGCCCUGGCUGGACUCCGCGAGGCCUUGAAGAAUAACGAGAGGUCACCUGAAAAGGUCGAGGCCAUCUUCAUCACUCUGUGGCUGCUGAUAGACUACGAGAACCGCUUUGGGAAUGGCGCCGAGGCGAUAAAUAUCCAUAUUCGCGGCAUCCAUAGUCUCCUAGUCGAUCACGUUGUUCCGUCAUUGAAGGAUGGAGACCAAAAGGCCAUCAGUUUCGAGCCUGAGACAAGUGUCAUCCUAUCUGGAACCUGCUCUGAUGGGGAUCAGUCUGUAAGGUCCCGGAACCCGGUCGGUGAGAGAGACGUGAUUCGUGCCAACCUUCGCCAGACGGCUGUGCCUUUAUUCCUGCUAUGGACCCUCUACUUCUAUACGCCAGGGGCGGUCUUCAGGGGCCCAGAUGCUACGAUCAUAGAUAAUAGCCUGUGCCGCUUAUUCCUCCAAGGGGAGACGGGGAUCGAUGGUUUAACUUUGGAGGAGCUAUACAGAAUCAGUCGGCAAUCACCCUCUCGGUACUGGGGCGAUACCUACCCAGCAGCCGCCAAGCUGGAUGAUCUUGAAAACAUGCCUGGCUUGAGAUUAUACCAUCACAGCCAUAUACUGAAGUUCAGGAUUGGCGAAUUAUUCAAGAGCAACCCGACAGGGCUAGAGGAAGAGAUUUACAUCCGGAUCGUCGACCAGAUCAUCAGUAUAUCAGAGGAAUACGACGUCAUCCUCUCAUCAGCCAAAACAGCGCAUUCCUGCGACGUGGGCAGCGACGGCCGUCGCGUCAUGGAAACCAUGUACUGGGCAUCCAUCGCCUUCUACGGCACAAUCGUCUACUUCUAUCUCUGUUUUAGAAAUACACACUCCAACUCACGCUUAAUGCCCCUCGAGACGGCAGUCUCACAUGUAUUGGAACUGUCGCUACGGCUUCACCGGAGCAGACCGCGUCUGAUACUUCGAAUCCCCUGGCAGCUUUUCCUUGCCGGUGUUGCGACACGCGACCGGAUUUACCAGGAUUGGGUGUCUAUUCGUCUACGAGAGCUGGGAUGCUACGGCAGGAACUUUGUCCGGUUGAGUGAUCGGUUUGAUGAGAUCAUUCGGGGUGGUGAUCCAUUGGGGUCUGUGAAAUAUUUAGGCACGUUGCAGGGGGCGAUGGCCUAG
Messenger RNA from Aspergillus versicolor CBS 583.65, 1761 nucleotides. RefSeq names its product Zn(II)2Cys6 transcription factor. Gene Ontology annotation, cellular component: nucleus. The record is from RefSeq and is a predicted model, not a curated record. Gene Ontology annotation, biological process: positive regulation of transcription by RNA polymerase II. The transcript has 3 exons. Gene Ontology annotation, molecular function: DNA-binding transcription factor activity, RNA polymerase II-specific; transcription cis-regulatory region binding; zinc ion binding. Lineage: Eukaryota; Fungi; Ascomycota; Eurotiomycetes; Eurotiales; Aspergillaceae. Bases 1 to 1761 code for a protein of 586 amino acids.